Melanotaenia boesemani (Boeseman's rainbowfish) is the source of this 2823-nucleotide messenger RNA. Its product is annotated as cyclin-dependent kinase 12-like. The coding region runs from base 183 to 2093 and encodes 636 amino acids. The transcript has 4 exons. The record is from RefSeq and is a predicted model, not a curated record. Lineage: Eukaryota; Metazoa; Chordata; Actinopteri; Atheriniformes; Melanotaeniidae.
ACACAACUUGAUUUCAGAUGCACACCAGCUAUUGCAGAGUUCGUCUCAGAGAGUACAUUUAUAACUCGCCAAGUUUGUUUUGACCUUUUGUUUAUAUUGGUUUUUAGGACCGUACAGGAGUUUCCCCACUUUAAGAAAGUGGAGUCGUCCAACGGAAAAGUUGUUUGUGUCUUUGUAAGAGGAUGCACUCAAAGUGGUCCGAGUACAGCCACAGGUGGCCCAGUGACAGAAGUUCAAGGCAGUGGGAUGACUACAACGACAGGAGGGAAGAGAGGCACGAUUCCCUCAGAGAUGCCCCUCGGGAUUCCUUUCAGAAAUACAGAGGAGAUGGACACAGUAGUACCGAGAAGACUGGCAGAGGUGGAGAAUACGAUUCUCCUAAAAGGCAGUACAGUACAGAUUCAUUGAAUAGAGACUGGAGCAGGAAAAGUCCAUUGAGGAGACGCAUGUCUUCACCUGUUAGGGAUGCAUCCGAGAGGAAAAGGCAAAGGUUUACAGGUGACGAUGACAACGAUUACAGAUACAGACAUGAGUCUCUGGAAAAACCAUACAGGCUGUCUCCAGACAAUUUUUCACAUGAACACAAAACCAAGGACUUAAAAUGUGCUCCACCACAGGAAGAUGAUUUCAAAUACAGGAAAACGUAUCCAGAUUCUAGAUACAGGCAUCACCGUGAAGAGUUUCCAUACAGAAAACAUGAUGAUUCAAGUGGCAGAAGCUUUAUUGAUUGUUAUAAAGACAGAGACAAUCAUCAAUGGAAGCAGGAUUCUUCCCAGGAGAGAACCCGAUCACCAUAUCGCUCUCCAGAGAUAUAUGAAAAGACCAGAGAGUGGCCGGACCGCUCCACCACAUCAGUGUAUCAUGAAGAUUAUCAUCAAAACAGAGGAAAGUUUCCAUUGAAUGGAUCCAGUGGACAAUCUUUUGAGAGUGACACCUCCCAGCAGAGUGCUGCUGCUCCUGAGAAGAAGUCAUCCAAGGGCUUCCAGCGUUUUCUUGAUGUGCUCAACAAAGGCGUGAACAUUGAUGUUCUCACUAACAUAGUAACUCAGACCUCUGCACAGCUUGAUGAUCGGGACGCUUCAGGUCAUCCGUGGUCUCCUGGUUGUACUGAGUGGCAACAAAAACCCCAUCAACAUAAGGGAUCCCGCAGACUGGCUUCUCCUCAGCCUCUUCACAGAUCCCAGAGUCCAAACAGGCACCAUGUUUCUGAUGAACAGUCUCUGCAAGGGACUGAUAACAGAGAAGGCUUAUUCAGUAGCAGAAAGUCUCCCUCACUUGAAAAGAUCACACUGACACCCGAGGAUGAACAAAAGCAGAGGCAGAUGCAGGACGUUCUGCAGGCCAUCGGUGUGAAUCUGGGAUUUGAGGAGCUCGGCCAGAUGUCUCAUAGAAUUCGUGAGCGUCUGUAUGGGAAGGAAGUUGAGCAUGACCAAAAAGUGAGUAGAGAGAGAAGCACAAGGCAAACUUUGUCUUUAAGACAUCAAAGUGCAUCAUCAUCAUCAUCAUCAAGUAGAUCUAGUAUUAGCCCACUUACUCAUGACUCUGACAUGAAAAAAGACCCCUGCAGUUCUCAGAGGGAUGCAACAGAGGUGCAUCAAACCCAGACACAGCAGUCUUCUGAAUAUGGGCAGAGGAUGGGUAGUAUCCCUCUUCUUCAGGACCAUGAGGAGUGUAAAACUAACCCCCAGAAAAAUACUGCUGCAAUAGAAGUAUUUUCUCCAAAUUCCACGUACGGCGUUCUGCAGCCUCCUCCUGCACAGGCGAUGCCGAUGUACUCUCCCAUGAACUGUUCACCGCUGCCGUACCCAGCUAUCUCUCCAGCUGUCUCACUGGCACCACCUCCUGUUCUGCCUAGCGUUAGGCCAGGCCUUUUCUUGCCUUGCUUGCCUCCCUUCCUCCCCCGUCCACCUGUACAGCCUCCAAACAUGUUUCCCCCGGUGCUCGCUCAAAUGAGACACUUACUCCCACCACCCAUCACUAACACACAGCCACAGCUUUAUAACCCACCACAUGUAAAUACAGUUCAAGGUCUGAACAAAACUCAAAAAUCAAAACCACAAGCAAGGCCCCGCUGCUUGCAGGUCAUUAAAUAAGUGUGUGUGGUGAUGUACUCUAUAUAUGGAGAAAUUUUACUUUGUGCUGCACAAACUUUUCUGACAUUUCCGAUUACUUUCUUUUGUUAAAGAUCAAAAUGAUUGAUGCUGGGCAGAAAUAUGAGAGGACAGAUUUCUAUCUGGAUAAAGAUGUGACUGUAAAACUGUCUAAACAGGUGUGAUGUCAGGGAGUCUUCUUAAACCACAAAUCAUAGAUUUGUGUCUCAUCUGAGAAUAUCAACACUGGACAUUUCCAAAGAACCUGACCAACAACAACAAAUACAUCUCCAGAUUCAAUUAAGGCUAAUUCAAAGUAAAAAAACAUAAAUAAGAAUAGGCAAGCAAUAUUUCUCAGUUUUAAGUUGGACCGCGUCUAUACCUGGGUAAGAAAAUCAAGUCUGUCCAUUACUGUUCAGUGGUCUUGGUUUAAAACAAAAAAUUCCAGUCUCAUAUGCAGCUUGUGCAAUGCUGAGGACAAAUUCAUUUUUCCCCUUUUUUUAAAAAAUAAAUAUUUCUGCCAAAUGUUAUAAUUUCUUAAAACACUAAUUGAUUUAGUGCAAUUAUUGUAAAUCAGAUGUGUGUUUUUUUUCUAUAGGAAUACCAUAGUCUGCAAAACAUCACUAAUAAUUAUCAGGUUGGCUUUUUUUUUCUAUUUUCUUCAUACAUGCAAAUAAAGGAAAACUGUAAGUAUCUAAACUGAAUAAUAUUAAACACCAUUAUUCAAAGAAAG